AUUUGAGUCUGCCCUAUUGGACAGUUCUUGUUAAACUUCUGAAAUGUUAUUAUCAUCAAAAUGUUAUAAAAUCCACCGAAAAUCUACUCAGUAUGAAUGUAAGAGAAAAGCGAAUAAAUGCGAAUGAGAGAUUGUGUUGAAGUUUUAGUUCCUCUGCGAGUGUGAAAGUGUUCGGAUCAAAAAUAAAAUAAAAUUUUGCAAAAUUAUUUCAUCUUUAAAAAAUAAGAUUUGAAAAUGUCAAGUCAUGAACAUCCACAUGGUAGGCCUGAAAAUGUCUUAGGAUUUACGGAAGAUAGCAAAGUUUUUAUUCAUGAUGCACCAUUAAAGGACAUGUUCCUUCAUCCAGAUGUUAAGCAUCGUAAAAUUGUCGCAUUUUCAAUCAUUGGAGCUUAUCGGAAAGGAAAAAGUUUCUUCUUGGAUUACUGUCUGCGAUACUUGUAUGCUCAUUAUCCAUCAAUUAAAUACCCAAAUAAUCCUGUAUCGGAUCAAGAUGAAUGGCUUGGUGAUGAAGAUGAACCACUUGUUGGAUUCUCUUGGAGAUCAGGAUCUGAUCGUGACACAACAGGCAUCGUUAUGUGGAAUGAUAUUUUUCUGCAUACAAUGGAAGACACUGGAGAAAAAAUAGCAAUUCUCGUUAUGGACACGCAAGGUCUUUUUGAUAAUCGAACCUCACCAAUGGACAAUUCGAAAAUAUUUGCUCUCGGAACUUUGAUUUCAUCAAUUCAGGUUUUAAACUUGGUUGGAGUUGUGCAGGAAGAUCAGUUGCAGUAUUUGCAGUUUGCGACAGAAUUUGCUAAAUACGCUGCAUCCAGUAGUCAAGGAAUGGCUGGAAAAUGCUUUCAAAGCUUGAUGUUCUUGAUUAGAGAUUGGGAUAAUCCCGAUGAACUCUAUUACGGAAUCGAAGGUGGAAAAAAAUAUUUGCUCAGCUUCCUGGAAAUAAAAAGCGAACAAAAGAAGGAACUAAAAUCCGUACGAGAGUUUGUGCAUAGCUCAUUUGAAGAACUAAGUUGCUCAUUGCUGCCUCAUCCAGGAAAAUUUGUUACCGGUGCCAGAAAACUGGAUGGUGAAAAGUUUAAUGGAUGUCAUAAAGGAAUGGAUCAUGAGUUCAAAGAUGAGCUAAUCUUUCUCAUUCAGUAUUUACUAAAACCAGAUCGACUAAUUCUCAAAAAGUUUAAUGGCUGCAAUGUUAAAGGACAUGAAUUUCUAGAGUAUAUUAAUCAAUACUUUGUGUUAUUUCAAUCAGACGAACUUCCUGAAGCUCAGACAAUUUUCGAUGCGACUGUUGAGAAGCAAAUGACGAUACUGGUCAAUGCCUGUUUUGAUAAUUACAAAGAAACUGUUUAUAGAAAUCGAGAUAUAAUUAAAAGUGAGAAUCAGAUCGACUUACUACAUGAUGCCAGUAAGAAUAAGGCACUGCUCGCAUUUAAUGAAGCCAAAAAGAUGGGAAACUCAAGUCACGAAGUUAAGUAUAAGCAAAUGUUGGAAUUAGAGAUUGACAAGCUUUAUGAAGAGUGGGGACAUCAGACAAAGGAAAGCAUGAAGAAGAUUGAAGAGGAAAUUGAAAAGACUCGAGUUGCACUGGAAGAAAAGCAGCGACUAGAACGUGAACAGCUUGAAAGCGAGAAAAAAGCAGUUGAAAGGCUGAUUGAGAUUGAAAAGCUUAAAUCAGAAAAGGAAAUUGAAAAAUUAAAAUAUUUGAAAGAAAUGGAAAUCAAACAACUUCAAUGGGAGAAUGAACAGAAAAGAUUCACAGCUGAGAAGGAACUUGAGCUUGAAAGAAUGAAAUAUGAGAAAGAAAUCGAGCACAAGACAUUUAUGGCUCAGCAAGAGAUGGAAAAACUGAAAUUAGAAAGUGAAAAUAACCGUUUAGCUGCCGAAAAGAUUGUGGAAAUUGAAAAAUAUAAAAUUCAAAAGGAAAUGGAGCAUCAAAAAUAUUUGAGAGACAUCGAAGCUAAUGAAGCAAAGGACAGACUUGAGCAACAACGUUUAACAGCAGAAAAUGCCCUAAAAUAUGAACUAUUAAAGAAAGAGAAAGAAGCUGAAUUCGAAAGAUAUGAAAAGAAUGAAGAAGUAGCAAAAGCAAGAUUGGAACUAGAAAGAGAACGCAUUAAUGCAGUCAGACUUGAAAAUUCGAGGAAUGAAGAAAUUAGAAAUAAAGUUGCAGCACAAGAAGAACUUGAAAAGAUGAAAUCAAGAGUUGCAGCAAGUGCUAAGAAGAAAAGUGAUAGGAAAGUUUAUAAAGUAAUUGUCGACAGUGAUUUAUCGGACAAUCCAGAUGAACAUCAAUAUGGAACUGAGGGCGGAAUUGAAUAUUUACAGCAAUAUUUGACAGUUGAAAGUAAUCAGCAAGAACAAUUAAAAUCCGUUAGAAGAUUCAUUUAUGAUUCAUUUGAGGAACUGUCUUGUUCAUUGAUGCCACAUCCAGGCAAAAUUGUUACCGGAUCAAGGAAAUUAAAAAAAUUAAAAUAUGACGGUAGACAUAAAGGAAUGGAUGAGGAAUUCAAAGACGAACUUGUUCAACUUAUUGAUCAUCUGUUAAAUCCUAAAAGACUAGUUCCUAAAAUCUUUAAUAAUAUCAAACUUAAUGGAUCAGAAUUUUUCACUUUCAUCACAAACCUGUUCAAAGUUUUCCAACUGCCAAACCUACCACAAGCUCAAACAAUCUUUGAAUCAACUGUUGAAAGACAAAUGAGAAAUUUAAUUGAUUCAAUUUUGAAUGAUUACAAACGUUCAGUUAAAGAAGAACUGAAUCUAGUCACAAACAGGUCAAUGAUUCAAAUUCUUCACGACAAAUAUAAAUUUAAAGCAAUUCUAAAAUUCAAUGAGACGAAGAAGAUGGGAACUGAUCAACAUCAUGCCAAAUUCAAGGACAUUCUAGAAUCCAGCAUCACCAAAGAGUUCAAUUUAUGGAAAUCACAAAAGGAAAAUUACUUCCAAGAACUUGACGACUUUCGAGAAAUUCAAGAAGCAAUUGAAUUAGAAAAAGUUGAGCAACUUGAAAUGGAUAAUCUACUUGCUCAUAUGAAAUUAAAAUUGAAUCAAUUGCAACAUGAAUUUAAAUUAAAAUCGGAAGAGAUAUUGAAGCUUGAAGCUAUAAAAAAAGAGAAAAAAAUCGCAGCACUUAGCCAAAAAAUGCACGAAGAGACUCUCAAUGAUCUAAGGCUUAAUGCACUGUUUGAAUUGAAUGAAAUAAAUCGAAAAAAAGAAAAUGAGUUGCAAAAGGUGAAAAGUAAGCAGGAAAGUACGGUCUACAUGACUUGUCGAAAGUGUAAAUUAAAGAUUAAAUUCAAUGAUCUUAAUAAUUAUUCUAAAAGUGGUCAUGAUCUUAUGUUUGAUAGUUGA
Molecule: messenger RNA, 3342 nt
Organism: Chironomus riparius
Lineage: Eukaryota; Metazoa; Arthropoda; Insecta; Diptera; Chironomidae
Source: the annotation of a GenBank genome assembly